UCAAAACGCACUAACAUUGCAGAUACGCACGAACAAAGAAGUUUUAUCGGUGUUAACACACAGUCCAUUUACUAUGAGCUCACACGUAUAGACUUUUAUCUAAUGCAUCCGGUAGCUUAGUCUGUCUGUGGCAAUAGUGAAGGAACAACGAAACUGUUUAUAAGAAUGAAUGCAAAAAUUGAUACCGAGAAAAAUGUACGAUGCGCUUCGGAUAAAGACAAAUGGGGAUACGUGGUGUGUUUUGGUACUAUUAUUACAUUUAUCGCUGGCAUCGGCCACGUGAACUCGUUUGGCUUGAUAUACAAGGAUUUUAUAAUUGAGACAAAUUCAAAUGCCAAAUCCUUAACAACAGCUCACGGGGUAUUUUCUAUGAUGUUAGCAAUAGGAGGUUUAACUUUGAACGUGAUGUCCAAGAGUUAUGCUUUAAGAAUCGGAGGUUGUAUCGGAGCUUUCUUCGUAACGAUGGGCUCAUUUCUAACAAUAAUCAUAACAAGUGCAAAUCAACUUCCCUUUACAUUUGGGUUACUUCAGGGUAUUGGUUUCGGAAUGAUGGUCCCUGUUUGUUACUCAACUUUAAACCAUUACUUUGUGAAGAAGAGAACUCAAGUGAUGAGCUUAAUAAAAGCGACGCAAGGAGUCAUUUUAAUUUGGUAUCCUCAACUAAUAAAAAUGAUAUUAUCAAAUUACGGAUUCAGAGCAACCUUACUCAUUAUAAGUGGAAUAUCUUUACAUACUUUUCCAGGAAUGUCUACAAUGGUAACAAAUUUUACGAAAACACGAACAGCAAAUCAGCUAGAAGUAACGAAGGAAAGAGAUGAAAAUGUUGAUUUACUACAUGAUCAUAAAAUAAGCAAUGUCUCGAAUGAAAAUAAUACAUUUGAUAAGAAAAAGUCAAUAACCACACUGGGAAAGAAUUUCUUGGAAAUUUUAAAUGUAAAAACUUUAAAAGAUCCCGUCUUCUGCAAUUUAUGUAUUGGACAAAGUUUUGUUAAUUUCUCCGAUAUGAUAUUUUUCAUCUUACAACCGAUGCUUUUAUAUCAAUAUGGAUUUGAUACGAAUGAAGUAGCGGCGUGUAUAUCAAUCAGCGCCGGCGCAGAUGUCGCGGGUCGUUUUGGUCUUGCAUUUUUAAGCAGUAUCAUCAAUGUAAACACAAGAUUACUGUUCUUCGUGGCAACAUUAUUAACUCUUACAGCUAGAAUAGUAAUUCUUCAUGUACGCCAAUUUGUAUGGGUCGCUGUCGUAACGAGUCUUUUGGGUUUACUUCGGGCAUGGCUGCACGUAACUAGCCCACUCGUCAUCUCGAACCACGUAGCCCAUAAAGAUUUCACAGGAGCCUACGCGCUAUUCAUGCUAGCCACUGGCUUGGUUAAUAUCGUCUUCUCCCCAUUUAUUGGGAUGCUGAAAGACGUAUAUCAAGAUUACAUACCAGCGUUCUACGCUUUGACAGUAUGCUGUCUGCCAUGUUUAUUGUUAUGGUCCCUGGAAUAUUACAUAUAUAGAAAUAAAGAACACAACUCAAAUCCAAUCCAUACUGUCUAGAUGUCAUCAAUAAAAUACUGCAAAACAACAUUAAAAUAUUAUGAACUAUAUUAUUAAGCUCGUGACUAGGUUACGAUAUAUUGUUUAAGAUAAAAUUGUAUAAUACCCAAGGCUAGAACAACAAUGUUUCUGUACAUAGACGUUACUACGAGGCUUAAAAUGUAUUAAAAUUUACUAUGAUAUAAUAUGUUAAACACGUUAUGCGUCUGUAAAUAAUAC
Messenger RNA from Vanessa tameamea, 1758 nucleotides. Its product is annotated as monocarboxylate transporter 1-like. The record is from RefSeq and is a predicted model, not a curated record. The transcript is spliced from 8 exons. Gene Ontology annotation, biological process: transmembrane transport. The coding region runs from base 166 to 1539 and encodes 457 amino acids. NCBI's taxonomy places the organism in Eukaryota, Metazoa, Arthropoda, Insecta, Lepidoptera, Nymphalidae. Gene Ontology annotation, cellular component: membrane. Gene Ontology annotation, molecular function: monocarboxylic acid transmembrane transporter activity.